Molecule: messenger RNA, 446 nt
Organism: Mercenaria mercenaria
Lineage: Eukaryota; Metazoa; Mollusca; Bivalvia; Venerida; Veneridae
Exons: 3
Coding region: 75-446 (123 amino acids)
Source: RefSeq, a predicted model, not a curated record
GUACACAACUUAAGCACAGUAAGUGCGUUAGAGAUUUUUUGCAGAGAAAAGAUAUGUGAACAAUAGCAAACAUCAUGCCGAAAGGAUACACUGCUAUUAAAGUAAAGUCUGAUGGACUUGAUGUUGAAAAAGACAAGUUCUUUAUGAAAAAUGUUAAAUAUUACUGCAAGGGUCGCGGAUGCCGGCACAGAGGUGAGCCGGAAUUUAAGCCAACGGCAGUAUGCUUCUAUAUAAGGGGCGCACAUUGUUCGCACAAGGAAGUAUGGGACAGGAUUGGCGACGUUUUACCUUUGUACCCUGGCGCAAAAAUUGAAGAAAUACAGUUCGUUCCACUUGGCGUUCAUCUAGAUUCAAUAGGCACCGAGAACCGGUAUAUUUUGUGUAGCAGUAUAAAUUGUCUGAGUUUUCGGUAUAAUAUCAUGCAGCUGGUAGAGUCGGUAACAUAG